AUGCAAUCAAAGCCUGUAUGGGGUAGAAUUGUUACUCCUUGGGCCGUUGCAGCUGGUGUCAAUGGACAUGCAGUCGUGUCAAAGACGACGAGGGAUCCAGCCAAGCCACUGCCAUUUGAGGAGGCCAUACAGGAGACGCUUGAUAGUUUAAAUGUGUCAGCACCAGCAAAAGAGAUGAAGAAGAGAGGAUUAGUGAAUCAGGGCAACACUUGCUUUCAGAAUGUCAUUUUGCAGUCGGUAUUGGCCUGUCCGCCAUUCGUGAAUUUGUUGGCAGCAAUCUCGACUUCUAGUCCCUCAACGCCUGAGAUGCUGGCAAGUACUUCGACGUUCAAGGCGUGGAGACAUAUGGUCGCGUUCACGCGUGAGUUUGAAGAACCAACGUUAGCUCAAUUGCGGCAACAGGCUGCUAGUGGAGACCGAAACCUUGAUGACAUGCAUGGAAAAGUGUCGCAGGCGAUUCGAAUUAGCGGAUACUUUAUGGACGUGCUGAGCGCCUUUCAGAAAAUGCGCGGAGAGCAGGAAGACGCACUGGAGUUUCUGGAGUUUUUCUUGGAGUAUUUACACACUGAGUACGAGAAAAGUAAUUUGAAAUUGCCAGCUUCGUGUGAGAAGCAGACGAAGCUCAUUGUUACAGCCCCAGUAACUAAUCAGAACGGAACUGAUUCCGACACAGCCUUUGUAAAAGCUCAAGCGUUUGACGAUGGCUGGGCAGAGGUUGGUAAAAAGGGCAAGAGCAGCGUGCUACGCCAAAAUCCCGUCAACGCCAUUCGUUCGCCAAUAAAUUGGUUGUUCAAGGGUGCACUACGCUCCGAACUCAAGCAGCAUGGCAAGAGACAGAGUUCAAUCACUGUAGAGCCAUUCCACUGCUUACACUUGAACCUGGACUACGAAGCACAGGACCUCUCGUUUGUAACAGGCGCGGACGGAUUGGCAAAACCACUUGGCACACCGAUUACUGUGGAAGAGAUGAUUCGGAAAUCAUUUGAUGUAGAGGUGAUUGAGGAUGCCAACCAAGUUCCUACCAUGAAGAAGUACACAACCGUGGAAUCCCUGCCUGUUGUUCUGACACUGAGUGUCAAGCGUUUCACGUAUCAUCCGGACCAGGGACCAGUGAAGCUACAGCAAUUUGUCAAGUACCCACCUUUCUUGGAGUUUCCAACGCAGUUUAUGUCACCGAGCUGUCGUGCAGAGAAUGGAAUGGACGUCCCCGGCGUUGCGCCUAUCAGCGGAUCUGGCUUUUCGGCUCCUCCAAUGUACGAAUUGUUUGCAGUCGUGUCCCACUUGGGCAAGUUUGUCGUGGGAGGUCACUAUACGUGCGUGUGCCGUGACAACAAAGACCAGUGGUACCGCUACGAUGAUGAGCACGUAACGUCUAUUUCGGAGGCUACGGCGCUCAGCGAAACUGCUUACUUGCUGCUAUAUGUUCGAACAAACAAGCGACCACCUCACCCAUCCCUGGCUUCUCCAUCCCCAAUCUCUGCUGCGUUUCUCAAAACAAAGGGCCAUAGUGGGUCAAAACUCAAAGCCAGCAAUGGCAAUACGAAGGUCCCCGGCGGAAAAAUUUGCAAACAGCCUGUUGCAACAUCAAAAGCACCGCCAGCACCUCAAUCCAUUCCAGGAAUGUCCCCAGUGAAGCAGUCUGAUGCAGCAAAUUUGAUGCGGAAGAAGCACGGCAAGAAGAAAGCACGAGGAGAGUAG
Messenger RNA from Peronospora belbahrii, 1698 nucleotides. The record is from the annotation of a GenBank genome assembly. NCBI's taxonomy places the organism in Eukaryota, Oomycota, Peronosporomycetes, Peronosporales, Peronosporaceae.